AUGGCCACCUCUGGGCGCCUCAGUUUCACCGUGCGCAGCCUCCUGGAUUUACCCGAGCAGGACGCACAGCACCUGCGGAGGCGUGAGCCGGAGCUGGGCGCUCCCGGGCCCGGCCCCUGCGCCGCCUGGUUGGAGUCCGAGCGCGGCCACUACCCCUCCUCGGACGAGAGCAGCCCGGAGACCAGCCCGCCCGACUCGUCGCAGCGGCCGUCCGCUCGGCCGGCGUCUCCCGGCUCAGACGCGGAAAAGAGGAAGAAGCGUCGGGUGCUGUUCUCCAAGGCGCAAACGCUGGAGUUGGAGCGACGCUUUCGGCAGCAGCGCUACCUGUCCGCGCCCGAGCGCGAGCAGCUGGCGCGCCUGCUUCGCCUCACGCCCACACAGGUCAAAAUCUGGUUCCAGAACCAUCGCUACAAGCUGAAGCGCGCGCGCGCCCCGGGCGCGCCGGGGGCGAUGGAGCCGCCGGACCUCGCAGCCCCCGCCGAGCUGCGCGCUGCCCCGGGCCUGCUGCGCCGCGUGGUGGUCCCCGUGCUGGUGCGCGACGGUCAGCCCUGCGGCAGCGGCGACGUGAGCGCGGCCUCCGUCCGGGACAAGAGCGGCGCGUCCACGGCUGCCGCCUGCCCCGUGCCGGGCUACGCCGCCUUCGCGCCCUGCUCGGCGCUCGGCCUCUUCCCCGCCUACCAGCACUUGGCGCCCCCGGCCCUGGUGUCCUGGAGCUGGUGA
Molecule: messenger RNA, 720 nt
Organism: Nyctereutes procyonoides (raccoon dog)
Lineage: Eukaryota; Metazoa; Chordata; Mammalia; Carnivora; Canidae
Gene: NKX2-8
Product: NK2 homeobox 8
Exons: 2
Coding region: 1-720 (239 amino acids)
Biological process (GO): regulation of transcription by RNA polymerase II; cell differentiation
Cellular component (GO): nucleus
Molecular function (GO): RNA polymerase II cis-regulatory region sequence-specific DNA binding; DNA-binding transcription factor activity, RNA polymerase II-specific
Source: RefSeq, a predicted model, not a curated record